AUGCGUAUCCUUCUAACCAAUGUCGUACGCAAUGUCGUACGGACCUCCCUCCAGGGCGUUUACGACAAGGGCACGGUAAUGCAGGCGCUGCUGAACAACGCUGGACUGUACCCGGCAUGGAGAGAUGGCUUGGCGUACAAUGACCUUUCCACUGCCAUGGGGUUCGGCAGGAGCUGCCCCUCCGCUCCCGAGCUGCUUCGUCUGGACUGGGCUUCCCCCCUGGCGCUGCUCAACUCGGCACGGUUCGCAUCGCGAGUUUACAGAAGCUACACGCUGCCGGCAACCUACCUCGGGCCUACCGGCGUCAUGAUCAAGAUCCAACCAGACUGGCUCGGCAGUGCUUACACCAAGAACAUAUACCUGGCACUGCGCGUCAAGGCUGCGGGCGACAGCGAUCUCGCAGCGGAAUUCAACGGAAAGCUGAACGUUCACGAGGCCGACAAGGACGUGGACAAUGACGUCAUGCGAAUUGGUGACCCCAGGAUCUCAUUCGUUAGAGCAGUGGAUCCGGGAAGCUCUGUGCUGCUCUUCAACUACAGACUACAUAUCCUGACCGGAGAUUUGGUGCAGGGCAACACCAUGGUAAUCAAGAUCUGCCGCUUCUUUAGUGCCGGGCCUAACGAGUGCGUCGAGGGCACAUCGCUUCCAAGCAUUAACAGGUUACAUGGAGAGAUAGAUGCGCAUUGGGAUUGA
This is a messenger RNA of Volvox carteri f. nagariensis, 693 nucleotides long. RefSeq lists its product as uncharacterized. The record is from RefSeq and is a predicted model, not a curated record. NCBI's taxonomy places the organism in Eukaryota, Viridiplantae, Chlorophyta, Chlorophyceae, Chlamydomonadales, Volvocaceae. The transcript has 5 exons. Bases 1 to 693 code for a protein of 230 amino acids.